Haliotis rufescens (red abalone) is the source of this 790-nucleotide messenger RNA. RefSeq lists its product as uncharacterized. Lineage: Eukaryota; Metazoa; Mollusca; Gastropoda; Lepetellida; Haliotidae. The coding region runs from base 40 to 606 and encodes 188 amino acids. The transcript has 2 exons. The record is from RefSeq and is a predicted model, not a curated record.
UCGGUUGUGCCAUCAUUCAUACCCAGUAUCACGAUUACCAUGAUGGACGUACCUCCCCACCUGCUUCAACCUCUGUGUAUCGACACCAACAUCACCUACGAACUGGAUAUGUCCAAGUUCCCAGGUCUGGAUGACCCACAACAUAUGUACCAGCCUGCUCUGUUGAUAGCCACUGACUGGAGCGACUACCAUGAAGCACAACUUGUCACACAUGACGCCGAUGUUCCCGAGGAUGACUUAUACUCUCUCAUAGAAUCCAGUCAGGUCCUGUUCCCGGAAUUUACAGAUUCAAGCAGUGAUGAAAAUGCCAAUUUCGAAGCUCUCUUGGAUGAAGUGAUCUCCUCAACGGCAUCUUGCGGCAACCUUUGGGAUGAAUCAGAUUUCACUUUGUCGGAUUUAAAAUCCUCAACAGACUGUUGUUACCAAUCAGAGUUAUCGCCCCUAGGCGGAAGGGGCCAGAAGCGACGUCAUUCCAGUGAUACUGACCAUUUGUAUACCAGCAAGAAAUACAGAAUGACAGAAGUUGACACGCAUACAGCAAUGCUCCCAUCGCUUGUUUCUGUGUACCCAACUUCCAAUAAUUGCAUCUUUGGAAGAGAUUCAUAGACAUUAUUGAAACCAAAAAGAGACUUAUUACUUGACCUUGUCAAACACGAGAUGUGCUAUGUUAUGUCAAAUCAGAGUUAUUAUUGAGCAAUUUGGUGCCAAGAAAUUAUUUUCAUGCAAAUAUAACCGUAUUACUGAUAUUUAGUACAUAGUGCCAAAUCCUGUUACACAUUUUUACAAAUGG